UCCUGCUAUUAUAUAUUGGGAGAUUUGAGAAGGAAAAGACGGGUCACCCUGAAGUUUGCUCAGUCUCUACAGCAGGUCCAGCCCGAUCUCUCACCAUGCCUUUCGGAAACACCCACAACAACUUCAAGCUGAAAUUCACCCCUGAGGAGGAGUUCCCCGACCUCACCAAGCACAACAACCACAUGGCCAAAGUCCUGACUCUGGACAUCUACAAGAAGCUCCGUGAAAGGCAGACACCAAGUGGCUUCACCGUGGACGAUGCAAUCCAGACCGGUGUGGACAACCCAGGACACCCCUACAUCAUGACUGUCGGCUGUGUUGCCGGAGAUGAAGAAUCCUACGAUGUUUUCAGGGAGCUGUUUGACCCAGUCAUCGAGGAUCGUCACAAUGGCUACAAGCCCACAGACAAGCACAAGACUGACCUCAACCAUCAGAACCUGAAGGGAGGUGAUGAUCUGGACCCAAACUACGUCCUGAGUAGCCGUGUGAGAACCGGCCGUAGCAUCAAGGGAUACACCCUGCCCCCCCACUGCAGCCGUGGUGAGCGUCGUGCCAUUGAGAACCUGUCCAUCAAGGCUCUCAGCAGCUUGACAGGAGAAUUCAAGGGCAAGUACUACCCCCUGAAGGACAUGACCGAUGCCGAGCAGGACCAGCUCAUCGCUGACCACUUCCUGUUUGACAAGCCCGUGUCUCCUCUGCUGCUGGCUGCUGGCAUGGCUCGUGACUGGCCCGAUGCCCGCGGUAUCUGGCACAACGACAACAAGACUUUCCUGGUCUGGGUGAAUGAGGAGGACCACUUGAGAGUCAUUUCCAUGCAGCACGGUGGUAACAUGAAGGAAGUCUUCCAGCGCUUCUGUGUUGGUCUGACAAAGAUUGAAGAGAUCUUCAAGGCUGCCGGCCAUCCCUUCAGCUGGAACGAGCAUCUUGGUUACGUCUUGACCUGCCCAUCCAACUUGGGCACAGGUCUUAGAGGUGGUGUCCAUGUAAAACUCCCCAACCUCAGCAAGCACGCCAAAUUUGAGGAGAUCCUGACCAGACUCCGUCUACAGAAGAGAGGAACUGGUGGAGUAGACACCGCUGCAGUUGGUGGCACCUUCGACAUUUCCAACGCUGAUAGACUGGGCUUCUCUGAGGUGGAGCAGGUCCAGAUGGUGGUUGAUGGUGUGAAGCUGAUGGUCGAGAUGGAGAAGAAGCUGGAGAAGUCAGGAACUAUUGAUGACUUGAUACCAGCCCAGAAGUAGAGCGCGCAAUAGAGACAGAGCCUUACAGGUCCCCUCAGAGCCACCAAUAGAGGGGAGCCCCAGAGACCCCAUUAAGAUCUUUAGAGGUUGGACGAUACAUCAUUGUGGGGAGCCGUUAGAAAUGAGGGAGAGAUGAUGAACAAGAGAAGAAAUCAGCGGCAGGAGCAGCUUGUGUACGGCUCACAUCCUGAUGGUUUCAUUGUAUAUAUUGUUGAACACCAGGUUCCCCCCAUUUACUUCUGUGUCCCCGAUAUCAUCCGAAGACAAUA
Molecule: messenger RNA, 1510 nt
Organism: Hyla sarda
Lineage: Eukaryota; Metazoa; Chordata; Amphibia; Anura; Hylidae
Gene: CKM
Product: creatine kinase, M-type
Exons: 8
Coding region: 96-1241 (381 amino acids)
Biological process (GO): phosphocreatine biosynthetic process
Molecular function (GO): creatine kinase activity
Source: RefSeq, a predicted model, not a curated record